AUGGCUAUCUCGUCAGCAGCAAAGACCUUGCUACUUACACAACUACCAUUUCUGGUCAACUGUCAUCUGAAACUCAACAAUCCUGUCCCAUACUCCAAGAGCACACUUCAACUCGAUCCUCUCAGAAACGUCGCACCCGGAUCAGAUCAAUCAGACUUCCCUUGUCAAUCAAAGCGAAUCGGCGGCGCUGACCCUUGGAUUGUCGAUCAAGAGAAUGAGCUCGUCGCUGGCGAACCUCAGACCAUGACCUUUGACGGAUCAGCAUCUCAUGGUGGCGGAUCUUGUCAACUCAGCGUGACAUUGGACAGACAACCAACCGCCGACAGCACGUUCAAGACAAUCGCCAGCUGGAUUGGCGGCUGUCCCAUCGACGACACUGAUGGCGGUACUCACCCCUGGAACUACACCAUCCCUUCUGAAGUUCCCAAUGGCAAAGCUACGCUAGCAUGGAGCUGGGUUUCUAAGCUCUCCGGUCAGCCAGAAUUCUACAUGAAUUGCGCACCCAUCACCGUUUCUGGUGGCGCUGAGGAUACCAAAGAGUUUGAUCAGCUGGAAGAUAUGUUCAGAGUCAAUCUUCCAAGCUCAGAAUGUGGUAGUCAGCUCAGCAGCAAUCUCGAGAUCCCCAAUCCUGGCAGAUAUGUAACUACAAUCGACACACGAGCACUCGCACCACCCACUGGAACCGGUUGUGCUGCUCUGGGUCAAGCGUCACAAACGCCCCAAGCGCUCCCAGCACCAUCCCCCCACCCUACACAAACAGCACCACCUGCCCCCAAAACGGCGCUCUGCUCUGCAACGGCCCCACCCUCUACGGCCUCUGCAACUUCAACAGCCACCACCAACAACAUUACCUGCAGUCCUGAUGGCUCGUUGGUCUGUAACGGUGCUAGUCAAUUUGGCAUUUGCAACUUCGGGGCUGUGGUUUGGCGGGACGUUGCUCCGGGCACGACUUGCAGUGAUGGACAAAUUAUGAGGAAGAGGCAUUUGGGAAGGCAUACAAGAAGGGAAUUGGGGCAUGGACAUGGUCAUGGUCCGAGAAGAUGGUGA
Molecule: messenger RNA, 1047 nt
Organism: Aureobasidium namibiae CBS 147.97
Lineage: Eukaryota; Fungi; Ascomycota; Dothideomycetes; Dothideales; Saccotheciaceae
Exons: 3
Coding region: 1-1047 (348 amino acids)
Source: RefSeq, a predicted model, not a curated record